This is a messenger RNA of Lodderomyces jiufengensis, 3054 nucleotides long. RefSeq lists its product as uncharacterized. Gene Ontology annotation, molecular function: protein binding. The transcript has a single exon. Bases 1 to 3054 code for a protein of 1017 amino acids. Lineage: Eukaryota; Fungi; Ascomycota; Pichiomycetes; Serinales; Debaryomycetaceae. The record is from RefSeq and is a predicted model, not a curated record.
AUGUAUAUCGAAAAUUCAAUUAAUGAUAAAUAUAUUAGUACAUUAAAUUUUGGAUGUUUUCCAAAAAAUGUACUACAAUUUCAAGAAAGUCAAAAUUUAUUUCAACAAUUAGUAUUUAUCGAUUAUCAAUUACAAUUGUUAAUUAAUAAUGAAUUUAAUGGAUUGGAAUUAACAACUAUAACAAAUUAUCAAGGUUCUAAUUCACCAAAAGAAAAAUUAAUUCAAUUAAUUAAUUAUACAAAUUCAAUUAAUAUUAAUUAUAAUAAAGAAAAUAGAACUUAUGAAGAAAAUUUAUAUUAUACUGUAUUAAUUUCACAUUUAUUAUAUCUUGAUGGGAAUUUAAUUGAAAUGAAUAAAAUUUUAAAUUCAAUAAAUGUUACUUAUCAAGUUAAUAAAAAUUUAAAUGUUUCAAUCAAUACCUUAGAAUUUAUUCAAUAUUUAACUGUUAGAUUUUAUACUUUAUAUGGUUUAAGUACAAUUCAUCCACAAAUUGAAAUUUGGUUUCAAUACCUUAAUCAUUUUAAUAAACCAUUUGCAAAAUCUCAAGUUAUUGCAAAUCAUUGGUUAGAUUUAUUAUUUAAAAAUUUAACUGUAGUAUUAAGUAAAAAUGGUUCUAUUCAAUUUUCAUUUGUAAACAAUGUAUCAAAUUUACCAUUUUAUAAGAACAAAUUAUCAAUUAUUAGUUAUUCAAAUUUCUUGUUAAGACCAGAACAAUCACUAGUUAUUAAUAAAGCUUUUAAAGCUGAUUAUUCCUCAUAUUUAAAUGUUGAAAUUAAUGAAUGUAUUCACCUGAAAAUUCAAUUUCCAGAUGCAGCUGAUACAAAUAAUCAAGUAAAUGAUUUUAUAAACAAUUUAUAUGAAUCUUUGAGUUAUGUUCCUUUUAAUUUAGCAAUUUUCAAACCAUCAUUAAGUAAAAAAUUUUUGAUUGAUGCAACAACAAAGACAUACCAAAGUAAAGUUGUUUUAUCAAAUUUUAUUUAUACAUUAAUUGAUUUAAAUGAAUAUGAUGAAGCUUUAGCUGCAUUUAAUACUUACAUUGCAUAUAUUGAAAAAGAUCAAGAAUUAAAAGAGGGUCAUGUUGACGAUAUUUUAUCAAUUAUUGAUACUUAUAGUACUUGUAUAAUACAUUUUAAUCCAUUAAAAUCGUUUGCAAAGACUAAAAAAUUCAAAUAUACUGAUGAAGCAUUAGUUUUAGAAAAUUUGAAAAAAUUUGUACUGGAAUUACAAAAAUAUCUUGAUAAAUUAAGUUCAUUGGUUGAUUUAACUUAUGAUGAUAAAAAUUAUGCAGGUGAUAAAAACCCAUUAUCAUUCUUGUAUAGAAAAUAUAAUUUAAAUGUUUUACAAUCUGAUCAAUCACAAUUUAUUGAAUUGAUUUCAAAAGCAUGGCAUUCAAUUGGCUACUACUACAGUUUUUUAUCGAUACAUGAAUCACCAAAUCAAACUAUAUUAGAUUCAAAUGUUUCAAAAGUUUUAUCAAAUUAUAAAAAUUCAUUAAUUAUUAAUUCAACUGGUAAUGUAUUAUACUUAUUUACGUAUGCAUUAUCAUUAGCAAAUAUAUCACAAUUAAAACCAUCAUUAAAAUUAUGUAAAUUUAUAUUAAAGAAAUAUCCAGAAUCUUUUAAAACUUGGAAUCUAUUAGUAUUAUUGAUAACUUCAUUCAACAAUGAUAAUGAUGAAAUUGAAAAACCAGCUGGUUUUAAUGAUAAUAUUUUACCUGAUAAUUUCACAAAUGGAAACGGACAAAUUGAUUCCAAAAUAAAUGGUUAUAUCCCACCAAAAUUAAAGAUUAGAGAACCUGAAAAAUUUAUUAAUAAAGCAUUAAAUAUUUCAGGAUUAUAUAUUUUAAAACAUCAACAAAGAGAUAUAAAAUUAACAUUGGAAGCAAAAUAUGAGAUUUUACAAUUAAAAUUAACUCAAUUAGCUGUAUUAGAAUCAAUUCAUGGAUCUCAAUAUAUGAUUGAUUAUAUUUCAGAAGUAUUUGUAUUAUAUCAUGAAUUAUUUGAUGUUAAUUUAAAUCAAUCAAGUUCAUUAUCUUCAAGGCAAUUUGCUUCAAAUGAAAAAUGGUCACAUAGACCAAGUUUUAUUGAUCCAAAUGAAUUAAAUAAAGUUAAAUCAAACUCACUUAAUGAAAAAGAAGUACCAUUUCAACCAGCACCACCAGCACCACCACAACAACAAAAACUUCCACAACAAAAUGGUGAAAAUUUAACUUCAGUUUCAACUAAAAAACAUAGUCAUAAUCCAGUUGAUAGAUUAAAAAGAUUUUCCAAGAUUCCAACAAGAGAAACAUUAUUAGGUAGAAGAGAUUCAGUAUUUUCUACAAAAACAGUUUCAUCUGGUGGUUCAUCAACAAGUACUGCUCCUCAUCACAUCAAGAAGCCAGAAUUUGGUAAUGGAAUUGCUCAUGAUACACUGAUCACAUCACAACCAAUUACUGAGAAACCAACUGCUACAAUUCAACACCAACGUCAACCACAACAACAACCACAUACUGAUAAUUUAAUAGAAAGAAAAAUUUUACAAGAUAUAUGGUUAUGGACAUCAAAUAUUUUUUUAAAAUGUGGAUUAUAUGAAGAAUGUGAACAAUGUAUUAAUGAAGCAGAAAUAGUAUAUGAAUCAAAUGUUAAAAUUUGGAUAGCAAGAGGUUAUUUAAAUUGUAAAUCUAAAAAAUUUUUAUCAUUACAAAAUUUUGAAAAAUCAUUAGAAACAUUAAUUUCAACAAAUGCUAGUUCAAAAUAUAAUCAAUCAAUUGAAUUAGGAUCUGUAAUUAUUGGAUUAUCUAAAUUAUUUUUAAUUGAUGAUGAUCCAAAAAAUUCCAUAUUUAUAUCAACAAAAGAUAUAGAUGCAGGUAUAAUUCGUAUUAAAAACUUGUUGGAACAAUAUUCAUUAAGUUGGCCAAUGGGACAAAAUAAUAUUGAAAUUUGGUAUUUCUUGAGUAAAAUUUAUGAAAUUAUUGAUGAUAAAAUAUUAUUAACUCGUUCAUUAUGGAAAUGUAUUGAUUUAGAAGAUUUAAGACCUGUUAGAAAUUUUGAAGUUUGUAAUUUAAGUGUUUAA